Molecule: messenger RNA, 3557 nt
Organism: Anarrhichthys ocellatus (wolf-eel)
Lineage: Eukaryota; Metazoa; Chordata; Actinopteri; Perciformes; Anarhichadidae
Product: regulator of G-protein signaling 21-like
Exons: 5
Coding region: 177-737 (186 amino acids)
Source: RefSeq, a predicted model, not a curated record
AAGGGGUGCUUCCUCUUCAGCUUGGGCUAAGCUGCUGAUGUAUCCUAGAAGCCCCGGUCCGUAGCAACAGGAAACCUUGGUAUAAAAACCCGCGUCGCAGGGGGAACCCUCCUAAGUGUCUCUCAGCCGCAGCAUGACCAGGACCGAGAGCCUGAGAGUGUGGACUUAACAAGACAAUGCCCAGCCUAAUCGUCGAACCACCCAACACACAACACUUCAUCAUGGACAGAGAUGACAGGAAGAGAAACAAGAACCUCGGAAAGAACUUUAUGUGCCGACUCCAGUGCAUGUUCUCACACUCAUCAAGCUCUGAGAGCAGGCUAAGUUUAGAAGAUACCCAACAAUGGUCACAGUCACUGGAAAGGCUUCUCGAGUCUAAAUAUGGGUUGGCCACUUUUCGCAACUUUCUGAAAUCUGAAUACAGCGAUGAGAAUAUUGAGUUCUGGCUCACUUGUGAGGACUACAAGAAGAUCAAGUCUUCAUUCAGAAUGUCCUCAAGAGCCAAGAAGAUUUAUGAGCAGUUUAUCAAAGCAGAAUCUCCUAAAGAGAUCAACAUUGACUACCACACCCGAGAGCAGAUCAAAAGGAAUGUCAAGACUCCCACCAUGCACUGCUUUGACGACGCUCAGAAGAUAGUUUAUGGGCUGAUGGAAAGAGACUCGUACCCGCGGUUCCUCCGCUCAGACAUUUAUAGAACUCUCCUGGAAAACCUUGCAGCAGACGCCACGAAGGGAUGAAAGCGCAGUCAGGGGGAGAGAGAGAGAGAGAGAGAGAGAGAGAGAGAGAGAGAGAGGACAUAAAACCCAUAACUGGAAUGUUUGAGCUCCUUCAGAAGGAAGGACCGACAAAAAAAAAGGAAGGAGUGUCUGCCGCACGCCACACGGACACCUACAGAGGCCUCGCACCUCGCGGUCGUCACUCGAUCCAGCCGCAAACUGUGCCUCAGUCCUGUCACGGGAGGAUCGAAACACUGAGCACGUCACACCUGAGGACUGUGUAACAAGGAGAAGAAGAACAAACAUGACCAGCCUUAAUGACAAUAUGUGGUGUCUGGUGUGUUUGCACUGGAUGAUUAGUCUGUGUACGCAGGCGAAUUGACCACUUUUGACAAUGAAUGAAUCAGCGAGGGGACUGAUGCCCGCUUUGACUGGUGCUGCGUCAGCAAACCAUGCUGCGGACCUCCUUUGACCUUUUUUGCAGAGGUGCUUCCUGUGCAGAGUAAGAUGGAGGAUGAAAAAUGCAACGGUCACGCUCGAUUAGUUGUGUUUUUGUGUGGUGUGUGUGUCUGAGAGGGUGAAAGUGAGUAUUUAGUUGUAGCUUUUAACUGCCACUGAUAUAGAGUAAGAUGUCGUGAAAAGAGUUGGCCAAUUCUCUAAUGAGAGCACUAGGGAAGACAACAAAUCCAUAGCAGAUAGAGGACUCAAUAGUGAUGUCUUUUAGAAGGCCACUUAAUUCUGCAAGAGGCAUUCUGGGACACUUCAAAGGGAGAUUUUUCUUCUUUUAUAAAAUCUUUUUUAGAUUUUACCGAUUUCUUUAGAUUCAAAGCUGCCUGUUGGGGAUAUUUGUGUCAAUAUUAAAUAUAUUUCUAAUUUUCAAAUAAAAAAGUAGCUGGUGUUUUAAAAAAGAAUCCAGAAUAUAUAUAUUUAUUUUAUGAUGACAAACCAUAAUCAUGCACAUUUUCUCGUUUGGAAUCUGAACCAAAUUCUGCACUACAGCAAGAAUACGUUCCCUUUUUACAGCCGGUCGCGAUGUAAUUCCUCAACACACAACUACUGGCCGUUAUCUUAUUCCAAACCAACUUCUUACAUCACUGCAAGUGUCAAGAGUUGUGAUUUUAUUUAAUAAACUAUUUGAGUGGAAUUAUUAUAGAGACAGAAUGUUUCACCUUGCAUGAUAGGAUGUUAAAACCCUGAGAAUAUGCCAUAUUCUUGCUUUCCAAAGCAUGUUGUUUGAAUGUAUUCUUAAGGGUGGAAUGUUAAGUUAACUUAAAAGUUUAAAAAGUGUAUUAUUUAUUGUUAAUUAUCACCAGUUGAGUACAAAGUGUUUUGCAGUGUUGAAGUGAUUGUUAAAAUGUUAGUCAUUUGAACGACAUUAAAUUAUUUAAAUUGCCAUUCUUGGAAUAAAGUGAAACUUUUUUAGUUUCACACACUCACACACACACACACACACACACACACACACACACACACACACACACACACACUAGAGUCCCUGCAUGAUCUAUUAUUUGUCACAUUACAGCUUUUUGCAAAUUUUGUCAAAUGGGCUGUUUAAAGAAGAUAGCACCACACUUCUAGUGAAAUAGAUCUUAAAACAUCGCAUUACAAAAUAUAUGGCAUGUUUGCAUAAUGAUUGUCUGUUAUAUGUUUAAAGCAAUACUCCACUGCAUAAGCAUGGAAACAUGCAGGCUGUGCCAAGUUCUGGUGGGCCGAAGACCUAUUUUCAUUGUUGUGGAGAAACAACUACAGUGCAGUUGUUGACAAGGCUUAACACUCCAUCCUACGGAGUGAUUAGGUAUAUAUACAGUUCUUUAUAAAUAGCGCUCCUGGUCUCUCAUAUUCAAAUAUUUUCAGCAUUUUACUUUAGGAGAAGGUGCAUUCAAACUGAGAAAGUGAGUGCAGAUAUACAGUAUAUGAUGAUAGUCACAGAAUAUUGAAAGGAAAACCCAGCAUAAGCGUGCUUUGAAUUUUUUUAUGCAAAAUUACAUCAAAUCGCCAUGAUCCCUGUGAUAUCCGAUAUGCUUGCAGUUUCCUGUUAUCCUUUGUGUUAUCACAGAAAAGCAUCUGUUGGCUCGGAAAUUAGUGAUAAAUGAUAUGUGCUGUUUUAGAAACAGGAAGGCCUGGACUUCCAGUUUAUUUAUGAGUCAUUGUGAACAAUGAGAUUUUCUCUGAACUGUUCAAUGAAACAAAUUAAAAGAGUUUUUGGCCUAUUUUUAGUGGGUUUUCCUGUUUUUUAAAAAUACGGUAUAUACGUGCUCAUUUUGGUGGAAAAGGGUAUAAAGGUAAGAUAUAGGCUCUUCCAUGUCUUCUGACCGCAACCCACAAUAUCUGUUAAGACUUUUCUGACAAAAUUUGAAGUGUACCAUAUUCCUUUUAACACAUUACUUGCCACCACCAUGUAAUGCACUGUAAAGAUGUCUUUGCCAUUCCACAUACGUAUUUUUGUGAGAUCAGGUUGUGACCAUCCCAUGUCAGCCAAUGGACUGCUGAGGUAAAAUACCAGAGCAAUGGAUUGGUGAGCUAACAUGUAAUAACAAAAAAUCAAAAAAAUUGUAGGUAGGAGUGCACCGUGGGUAGAUCAGGGCAUUCCCAAUAAAAACACAACUUGCUUGUGUAGACAUUUUGUAAACUUGCACUAGCAGUCGAUAACUUUUUGCAAAGAACCCAUUAAUUAUUACUGAUUGGAAAUGUUUGUCAGACUCAACAGCAGGUAAGAAAGCAGGUACACUCAUUACCAUGACAGCAACAAUUGUUUUUCUCAACGUGUCUGUCUAUGCAAACACAUACUGUCAGCAGUCAACACUGCUGCAGGUAAUUUACUGUAGAGCAUUUGCAAUC